AUUCAGCUUUUUCUGCAUUUGCCUUAUCUACGUAUAAGCUGAAUGAAAAUAGACAGCUUUUCCUACACUAUCGAAUUCGUGUGUUGUUGACAGCAUUAAGUCUUUACUUAUGUUGUUAUAUACGUUUUAGACUAUAACAAUUUACAACUUACUUAUAGUACAAUUAGUAAUUGUUGUAAAAGGUUGGGGUCAGUGCACAUGGAAAAUUAACCAUUUUAACAAUUGACCAGUAGAUUAAUAUAUAUAUAUAAAUUUAUUUUCUUUUAUGUUGUCACAAUGAAAUUGCUAGUUGGAACGUUUAUCUAGUUUUAGUUAGUUCAGCUCUUAUUGGGCGUGGGUAUUUGGAUAUAAUGGGUGGCGAUUUUUUGUUUGGUGGGGAGGAGGAGGCUGCAAGAUUACUAGGAGGCAAAGAUAAGGCGUAUUACGGAACGUACGGCGAUGACAAGACCAGUGCCAGCAGUUCAAGGGUGAGGCGUAUGAUGGAGGAGGAGACAAAGGAAGUAAAGAAGAUUUCAAUUUCAACCCUGUUUAGAUAUGCGACGUACCGAGAUAAGUGGUUUAUCGGUAUUGGCACGGUUUUUGCAGUCCUUCAUGGCGCUGGGUUCCCACUUUUAGCUCUCAUCUUCGGAAACAUGACGGACACAUUUAUUCGGCAAUCGUUAUAUGGUUUCACAAAUGAUAGCGACGUUAGUGGAACUCAGGACUCAUCAACGAUGACAACCCCAUUUUUCAAUUUUAUGACCUCAGCCGAUGGUAGUAUUGAUUACGACACAGAUUCUCAUACUGAAGCAGCCAACAAUUCAACUGCUGGAAUCAGCAAACUUUCAUUUGAACAACUCAUGAAUGAAUUCACAAUUUAUUACAUUGGAGUGGGUAUCGUUGUCCUGAUUUCGUCUUUUAUUCAGGCUGUUUGUUGGGAAAGCUCAUGUGAGCGUCAAGCUUACCGUCUUCGGCAAGAAUUUUUCUAUCAAGUUCUUCAUCAAGAAAUCGCCUGGUUUGAUGAUCACCAAACUGGCGAUUUAGCCAUAAAGUUGUCAGAUGAUCUGGAAAGAAUUAGAGAAGGGAUUGGGCAUAAAUUUAGUAUGAUCAUCCAAUAUGGAUCAACAUUUGUGAUGGGGCUGGUAGUAGGAUUUUUGACCUCUUGUCGUUUGACUCUGGUAAUCUUGUCCCUCACACCUGUUCUAGCUGGGACCACAGCUUUUUGUGGAAAGCUUAUUGCAACACAAUCCGUCAGAGAACAGCAAAAGUAUGGGAAAGCUGGAGGGGUCGCAGAGGAGGUCUUGUCUUGCAUCAAAACGAUCGCAAGUUUCGGGGGAGAGAAAAGAGAAAUUUUAAGAUACUCGAUAGCUUUAUCUGCUGGUCUGGAGGUGGCACUGAAAAAAUACAAGGUAUUUGCCGUAGCCAUCGGAGCGGUAUUCUUUCUCAUGUAUGGAUCCUACGCCCUCGCGUUUUGGUAUGGAUGUCAAUUGUUAGAUCAAGGAUUUCUCACUCCAGGGGACAUUUUUACGGUGUUCUUUAGCGUGCUCCUUGGUGCUUUCUCUUUAGGGAAUGCUAUUCCAUUCUUGUCAACUAUCGGAAUGGCCCAGGCGUGCGGAGGCAUUAUUUUUAAUAUUAUUGACACGCAGCCAUAUAUCGAUGCAUAUUCUAACGCCGGGAUAAUUCCAGACAAGUUGACAGGACACAUCGAAUUUAGGGAUGUGGGGUUUCGCUACCCCUCAAGGAAAACUGUCAAAAUCUUAACCAACUUUAACCUCGACAUUGAACCAGGAAGGAAAAUAGCGAUCGUGGGCCUUAGUGGGUCAGGAAAAAGCACAAUAGCGAAUUUAAUAUUGAGAUUCUACGAUCCGAACCAAGGAUCAGUGCUCAUUGAUGGAAAUGACUUGAAAGCGCUAAAUCUUUCAUGGUUUCGCCAUCAUGUCGGCUACGUAUCUCAGGAACCUGUGCUCUUUGGAAUUUCUAUUUAUGAAAAUAUUCGAUAUGGUCGAGAAGACGUCGGCAAGGGGGAUAUUAUCCACGCAGCAAAAAUGGCAUACGCUCAUGAUUUCAUAUCACAGUUGCCACAAGGAUAUGAGACGCUAUGUGGAGAAAGAGGCAGUCAAUUGAGCGCUGGGCAGAAGCAGCGAAUUGCAAUUGCUCGUGCACUAGUUCGCGAUCCCAAAAUUUUGGUGCUGGAUGAAGCUACAUCCUCUCUCGAUUCGAGGUCUGAGGCUGUGGUUCAAGCAGCAUUGGACCUUGCUGCAAGAGGUCGGACGACAAUCAUAAUUGCUCAUAGGUUGAGCAGUGUGAAGGACUGUGAUGUUAUAUAUGUCAUCAAGGAUGGUCACAUCAUGGAAAGUGGAACACAUUAUCAAUUAAUGUCCUGUGAAGCGUUGUACCACGACCUGGUCAUGGCUCAAACUACCGUCGUCGAAGAUGAGUACAUCAGUCAGAGCGCGGAUGAGUCUGGUGCAUGGGAAGAGUCAUCCAAAGAGCUAAGCGUAUUGCUUGCAUGCAAUCAGCUCGACAGUUACAGGCGUGUCAAGAGAAAGCAAAGAAAAAACUUUCGGAAAAGAAAGAUAAUUCUUCCGGAUCCGGAUCGUGAUAGAUUGGUUAAAGAAGCAGAAGAAUUGAACGUGGAACUUCCAAGUAUUAUGAAAAUCUUGCGAGUAAAUAAACCUGAGUGGUUUCAUCUGAUGAUCGGAAGUCUGGGGUGUGCCUUGACUGGAAUAGUAAUGCCUGUUUUUGCAUUUUUUUAUUCGCAGAUGUUUGAGACGUUCGGAAAAAAAGGAAGUCAGUUAAUUGACGAUGCGGUUUUUUGGAGUCUCGGAUUUCUAAUUUUGGCUGCGGUUAGCUUCGUUGGCUAUUUCAUUAGGACCAUUUUUGUAGCAACUGCAGGAGAGCAUUUGACUAUGCGACUACGCCUACAUUCUUUUGCUAACGUUGUUCGUAUGCCCAUGAGUUGGUUUGACAAAGAGUGUAAUAGCCCUUCUAGAAUUUCAACUCGUUUGGCAAGAGAUGCGCCCAUGGUCAAAGCCGCGGCUGGACAUCGCUUGGCUGUUACAUUAAGCUCGUUCGUGACGGUAACAGCGGCGAUUUUUAUUUCGUUUUAUUUUGGAUGGCAGCUAGCUCUUGUAAUUCUUGGGGGAUUUCCAAUCCUCAUGUUUUCCGGUUAUGUUCAAGUACAAGUUCAGAAAAGUGGUCAAAAAAAGGACGCAGCAAUGAUGGAAGAUGCUGGACGGUGUGCAAAUGAGGCCAUUGCAAAUGUAAGAACCGUUCAGUCAAUCGGACUUGAAAGCAUCUUUUGUACAAAGUAUUUUGAGCUGUUAUAUCCCAUGUACAUAGAAGCGCAUCGUCAAGCGUUAAUUUACGGCACCGCGUUUGCUUUUUCAGAGGCAGUAGUUUUUAUAAUUUACGCAGCCAGUUUCAGAUAUGGGGCCUACUUGAUUUCGAUUGACUUAAUGUCGUCGAGUAGCGUUUACCGAGUAUUUUUCGCAAUUGCAUUUUGUGCAGUCUCAGUGGGGCAAGCAACAAGCUUCAUUCCUGAUUACAACAAAGCCAAACUUGCUGCUGGUCUUAUUUUCCAUUUGAUUGAAGAGAAAUCAAAAAUAGAUCCGUUCAAUGCGGGCGGAUUAAGGCCGGGGUUAAAGGGACAAAUUUCGUUCUCAGACGUACACUUUCGGUAUCCAAUGCGGCCAGAUACUCACGUAUUGCGUGGCUUGUCAUUUUGUGUGGAGCCUGGACAGACGCUGGCCCUUACUGGUCCCUCAGGUUGCGGAAAAUCGACUGUCGUAUCGCUCCUGGAGAGAUUUUAUGAUGUUGUAGGAGGACAUGUGAUGGUUGACGGAUAUGACGUUCGGUCUCUUAACAUUGAACAUUUAAGAGCUCACAUUGGGUUUGUGACGCAGGACCCUGUGAUUUUUGAUUGUUCGAUUAAAGAAAAUAUUGCGUACGGUUACGGGGGCUCAAGCGUUCCUGAUGAAUUAGUCGUGGAAGUAGCAAAGUUAGCUAAUAUACAUAACUUCAUUACAAGCCUACCAAAUGGGUACGAAACCCAAGCGGGGGAACGCGGCGAUCAAUUGUCGGGCGGAGAAAGACAGAGAAUUGCCAUUGCCCGAGCAUUGUUGAGGGACCCAAAAAUUCUCAUCCUUGACGAGCCCACGUCCAAUCUAGACACGGAGAACGAAAAAAUAGUACAAGACGCCUUAGACAAGGCUCGUGCUGGAAGGACCUGCAUCAUUAUAGCACACAGGUUAUCAACAGUUCAAAAUGCGGACUGCAUCGCCGUCAUCAGUCAAGGGCGUGUGGUGGAAAUGGGGUCUCAUGAUCAACUUAAAAACGCAAAAGGCAUGUAUUAUAGGCUCACAAAGAACCAACACAUUAUUUAUUAGAUAAAGUUUAAAUAAUAAAAUCCGUCACAUGAUGGC
Messenger RNA from Folsomia candida, 4403 nucleotides. Its product is annotated as ATP-dependent translocase ABCB1. Gene Ontology annotation, biological process: transmembrane transport. Bases 351 to 4367 code for a protein of 1338 amino acids. Gene Ontology annotation, cellular component: membrane. The record is from RefSeq and is a predicted model, not a curated record. The transcript is spliced from 44 exons. Gene Ontology annotation, molecular function: ABC-type transporter activity; ATP binding; ATP hydrolysis activity. NCBI's taxonomy places the organism in Eukaryota, Metazoa, Arthropoda, Collembola, Entomobryomorpha, Isotomidae.